AAGUCUGUCACACAGGGACAUCACCCUACAGCAGUUCAGGCUGUGUGGUUCGCAGGAAGCAUACCUUGGCUUUUUGAUUCUUGCUAGUUCCCAGCUCCCAGUUUGGGAGGAUCUAACACCAGACUUCACUGGAAGGGGGGCCCAAGGACUGUGAGGAGCCGGGUCCCAGUCUGGAGUCCUGCCAACCUGACAUGGGAAUCUUUCCAACGCCCAAGGCCCUGCAGAUGUCGCUAGGAAAGUGGUGAUCCAGGCAGGACCAGGCUGCCCCGACAGGACAGAGAAAUGGAGGCAAACGACCAUUUUAACUUUACUGGCCUUCCCCCUGCACCUGCUGCCUCAGGACUGAAACCCUCUCCUUCCUCAGGGGAGGGCCUCUACACUAACGGGUCUCCCAUGAACUUCCCCCAGCAAGGGAAAAGUUUGAAUGGGGAUGUGAAUGUUAAUGGCUUAUCUACUGUAUCUCACACUACUACUUCAGGGAUUUUGAACUCUGCUCCCCAUUCCUCCAGCACCUCACACCUCCAUCACCCCAACGUGGCCUAUGACUGUCUCUGGAACUACUCACAGUACCCAUCUGCCAAUCCUGGCAGCAACCUCAAGGACCCACCCCUUCUCUCUCAGUUUUCAGGGGCACAGUACCCUCUCAACGGCAUCCUUGGGGGCAGCCGGCAACCUUCAUCCCCAAGUCACAACACUAACCUUCGGGCUGGGAGCCAAGAGUUUUGGGCCAAUGGUACCCAGAGUCCCAUGGGGCUUAACUUUGACUCACAGGAACUAUAUGAUUCCUUUCCUGACCAGAAUUUUGAGGUGAUGCCCAAUGGACCCCCAAGUUUUUUCACCUCCCCACAGACUUCUCCUAUGUUGGGAUCUAGCAUCCAGACCUUUGCACCCUCCCAGGGAGUAGGCAGUGGGAUCCAUCCUGAUGAGGCAGCAGAAAAGGAGCUGGCUUCAGUUGUGGCAGAGAAUGGCACUGGCUUGGUAGGCAGCCUGGAACUGGAGGAAGAGCAGCCAGAACUAAAGAUGUGUGGCUACAAUGGCUCUGUCCCCUCUGUGGAAUCAUUACACCAAGAGGUCUCAGUCCUGGUCCCUGAUCCUACAGUGAGCUGUUUAGAUGAUCCUUCGCAUCUUCCUGAUCAACUGGAAGACACUCCAAUCCUCAGUGAAGACUCUCUUGAGCCAUUUGACUCUUUGGCACCAGAGCCAGUGAGUGGAGGACUUUAUGGUAUAGAUGAUGCAGAGCUGAUUGGUGCAGAGGACAAGCUGCCUCUUGAAGACAGCCCUGUGAUCUCUGCCCUUGAUUGUCCCUCCCUCAAUAAUGCUGCUGCCUUCAGUCUCCUGGCAGAUGAUAGUCAAACAUCAGCCUCUAUCUUUGCCAGCCCCACUUCUCCACCCGUCUUAGGGGAGUCUGUCCUGCAAGAUAACAGCUUUGACCUGAAUAAUAGCAGUGAUGUAGAACAGGAAGAAAUGGAGACUCAAGCUUCAAACUUCCCACCACCCCUUACCCAUCCAACCCCUGACCAGUCAUCCACUCUUCAACUGCAUCCGGCAGUCUCAUCAACGGCCUCCCCAGAAGUCUCCCUGGCAGUUUCUCCAGCAGCCUCCCCAGAAAUCUCUCCAGAAGUUUCUCCAGCAGCCUCCCCAGCAGUCUUUCCAACGGUUUCUCCUACUUCUUCAGCAGCCCUCCCAGCAGUUUCCUUAGAAGUCUCCUUAACAGCUCCAGUGGCCUCCCAACAAGCCUCCCCUGUAAGUUCUCCGGCAGCUGCUUUUCCACCAGUUUCCCCAGCAAGUAAGGAUGUUCACACCUUCCCUGAAGCUGUUGCUGACCUGGAAGAGAUCACUGGAGAAGAGGUCACUACUUCUGGUAGUGGUGAUGUCCUGAGGAGACGUAUUGCUACCCCAGAAGAAGUUCGUCUUCCCCUUCAACAUGGGUGGCGGAGAGAGGUGCGCAUCAAGAAGGGCAGCCACCGAUGGCAAGGGGAGACCUGGUAUUAUGGUCCCUGUGGAAAGAGGAUGAAACAAUUUCCAGAAGUUAUCAAGUACUUGAAUCGCAAUGUGGUACAUAGUGUCCGUCGUGAGCACUUCAGCUUCAGUCCCCGUAUGCCUGUUGGAGAUUUCUUUGAAGAGAGAGACACACCAGAGGGCUUGCAGUGGGUACAGCUCUCAGCAGAGGAGAUUCCAUCCAGGAUUCAAGCAAUUACUGGCAAACGGGGCCGACCUCGAAACAAUGAGAAGGCCAAGACCAAGGAAAUCCCCAAGGUGAAACGGGGUCGAGGUCGGCCACCUAAGGUCAAAAUCCCUGAGCUAUUGACUAAGACAGACAGCCGCUUCCUAAAGAAACCAGAGGCACAAGAAACACUUAAUGAAGAGGAUAAUAAAGCAAAGAUGAGUAAAAGCAAAAAGAAGAUGAGGCAGAAGGUACAGCGAGGAGAGUGUCAGACUCCUGUGCAGGGGCAGGCCAGAAACAAGAGGAAACAAGAUACCAAGAGCUUAAAGCAAAAGGACACUAAGAAGAAAUUUAAGGCUGAGAAGGAAAAGGUAAAGAUAAAGCAGGAAAAACUGAAGGAAAAAAUGAAGAGGGAAAAGAAAGAGAAGGUAAAAAUGAAGGAAGAGGUAGUCAAAGCCAAGCCAGCCUGUAAAGCAGAAAAGACCCUGGCCACACAGAGGCUGGAGGAACGGCAGAGGCAGCAGGUGAUCUUGGAGGAGAUGAAGAAACCCACAGAGGAUAUGUGUCUGGCUGACCACCAGCCCCUGCCUGACUUCACACGCAUUCCUGGUUUGACACUGCCCAGUAGAGCCUUCUCAGACUGCUUGAUUAUCGUGGAGUUCCUGCACAGUUUCGGCAAGGUGCUAGGCUUUGACCCUACCAAAGAUGUGCCUAGCUUGGGAGUCCUGCAAGAGGGACUCUUGUGUCAAGGUGACAGCUUGGGCAAAGUGCAAGAUCUGCUGGUGCGGCUCCUGAAAGCUGCACUCUAUGACCCCGGCUUGCCUUCUUACUGUCAGUCCCUAAAGAUCUUGGGAGAGAAGGUAUCUGAGAUUCCACUGACAAGAGACAAUGUAUCUGAGAUCCUGCGCUGCUUCCUCAUGGCAUAUGGAGUGGAGCCAGCCCUCUGUGACAGCCUGCGUACCCAGCCUUUUCAAGCCCAGCCACCCCAACGGAAGGCUGCUGUCCUAGCCUUUCUUGUGCAUGAGCUCAACGGCUCCACACUCAUCAUCAACGAGAUUGACAAGACUUUGGAGAGUAUGUCCAGCUGCAGGAAAAACAAGUGGAUUGUUGAAGGCCGGCUCCGGAGACUAAAAACUGCUUUGUCCAAGCGAACUGGGCGACCUGAGGUAGAGAUGGAAGGACCAGAGGAAGGCCUGGGACGGAGGCGCAGUUCCCGGAUCAUGGAGGAAACCAGCGGCAUGGAAGAGGAAGAAGAGGAAGAGACUACAGCAGCUGUCUAUGGCCGCAAGGGUCGGCGAGAUGGAGAGAUUGAUGCUACAACAUCUAGCAUUCCGGAGUUAGAGCGCCACAUAGAAAAACUCAGUAAGCGUCAGAUCUUCUUUCGUAAAAGGCUGCUACAGUCAUCCCAGAUGCUUCGGGCAGUUUCCUUGGGUCAGGACCGCUACAAACGCCGCUACUGGGUGUUGCCAUAUUUGACUGGUAUUUUUGUAGAAGGAACAGAGGGGAGCUUAGUUCCUGAAGAUGUGAUAAAGCAGGAAACUGACUCUUGGAAGCUGGCAGCCCAUCCAGCACCCAACCCUGCCGUUUUCUCUGUGAAGAGGGAGUUAGCUGGCUCCACCACUUCUGUGGCUUCUCCUGCCCGGACCCGAGGCCGACCCCGAAAAAUUAAGCCUGGGUCUCUGCAAUCUAGGCAUAUUAAGGCCCCUGUCAAAGGUCCAGAUUCAGAACAGCCUCAGUCUCAGCUUCCACCAGAAGAUCAGUAUCAUGCUCAGCUUCAGGCUCCUGUCCAGCCCCAGCUUCAUUCCCAUUCUCAGUCCCAUAAUGGGUUCCUGGAGCCAGAAGGCUCCCCUUUGUCUCUGGGUCAGAGCCAGCAUGACCUCAGCCAGUCAGCCUUCCUAUCUUGGCUGAGCCAGACUCAGAACCAUGGCUCCCUGUUGAGCAGCUCAGUCCUCACACCUGAUAGCAGUCCAGGAAAACUAGACCCAGGCCCAUCACAGCCCCUAGAUGAGCCAGAGCCCGAUGAGGCAGAAGCCAGUCCUGAUCCUCAAGCACCCUGGUUUAACUUCUCUGCACACAUGCCCUGUAAUGCUGCCCCUACACCACCCCCUGCAGUUUCUGAGGACCAACCCACUCCUUCCCUUCAGCUGCCUGCCUCCUCUAAGCCAAUGAAUAAACCCAGUGCUGCCAAUCCCUAUUCUCCAGUGCAGUUCUCUUCUACCCCCUUUCCUGGGAUGGCCCCUAAAAGGCGAGCAGGUGACUCUGGAGAAAUGCCACAGAGUCCCACAGGGCAGGGACAGCCAAAACGGAGAGGGAGGCCUCCCAGCAAGUUUUUCAAGCAGAUGGAGCAGCGUUACCUAACCCAGCUGACAGCCCAGCCUGUCCCCCCUGAGAUGCGUUCAGGCUGGUGGUGGAUCCAAGAUCCUCAGACAUUGGAUGCCAUGCUCAAGGCCCUACAUCCCCGAGGCAUCCGGGAGAAGGCACUUCACAAACACCUUAACAAGCACAGGGACUUCUUGCAGGAAGUCUGCUUACGGCCCUCAACUGAUCCCAUCUUUGAGUCUUGUCAGCUACCUGCCUUUCAAGAAGGGAUUAUGAGCUGGUGCCCCAAGGAGAAGACAUAUGAGACAGACCUAGCUGUGCUUCAGUGGGUAGAAGAGCUGGAACAGCGGGUUAUCCUGUCUGAUCUGCAGAUUCGGGGCUGGACAUGUCCUAGCCCAGACUCUACCCGUGAAGACUUGGUCUACUGUGAGCAUCUACCUGACUCCCAGGAGGAUAUCACCUGGAGAGGUCGGAUCAGGGAAGGGCUUGCACCUCAGCGGAAAAGUACCAACCCUUUGGACCUAGCUGUGAUUCGACUGGCUGCCCUGGAACAGAAUGUGGAGCGGCGAUAUCUGCGGGAGCCUCUCUGGCCAGCCCAUGAGGUGGUGCUGGAGAAGGCCCUGCUCAGCACACCGAAUGGUGCCCCUGAGGGCACCACUACAGAGAUAUCAUAUGAAAUCACCCCUCGUGUUCGUGUCUGGCGCCAGACACUUGAGCGGUGCCGGAGUGCAGCCCAAGUGUGCUUGUGUGUGGGCCAGCUGGAGAGGUCCAUUGCCUGGGAGAAAUCUGUCAACAAAGUGACCUGUCUAGUCUGCCGGAAGGGUGACAAUGAUGAGUUUCUUCUGCUUUGUGAUGGGUGUGACCGGGGCUGCCACAUUUACUGCCAUCGGCCUAAGAUGGAGGCUGUCCCAGAAGGAGACUGGUUUUGUGCUGUCUGUUUAGCCCAGCAGGUAGAGGAAGAAUUCACUCAGAAACCUGGUUUCCCAAAGCGAGGCCAGAAGCGGAAAAGUGGUUUUUCACUGAACUUUCCAGAGGGUGAUGGCCGCCGGCGCCGGGUACUAUCAAGGGGCCAAGAAAGCCCAGCAGUGUCUCGGUACGCAGAAGAAGGGCUGUCUCCCUCCAAGCGGCGGCGAUUCUCAAUGCGGACCCAUCACAAUGAUCUCACGUUUUGCGAGAUUAUCCUGAUGGAGAUGGAGUCCCAUGAUGCUGCCUGGCCUUUCCUGGAGCCUGUGAACCCACGUUUGGUGAGUGGAUACCGCCGCGUCAUCAAGAACCCUAUGGAUUUUUCCACCAUGCGGGAACGGCUGCUCCGGGGAGGGUACAGCAGCUCUGAGGAGUUUGCAGCUGACGCCCUCCUGGUCUUUGACAACUGCCAGACCUUCAAUGAAGAUGACUCCGAAGUGGGCAAGGCCGGGCACAUCAUGCGCCGCUUCUUUGAGAGCCGCUGGGAGGAGUUUUAUCAGGGAAAACAGGCCAACCUGUGAGGCAAGGAAGGUGGGGAGUCAUCUUGUGGCAUCUCCCCCACCUUCCAAACAAGAAAACCUGCCAUUCUCACCUGCUGAUGCUGCCCUCGGUCCAGACUUAAGUCAGAUAGAACUCUGAUUUUGACCCUGGCCUUGGCAGCGCCUACAUCCUCUUGUCCCUAGUCCCCUUUUCUCCCUUCCUCCUCUUGCUCCUCAGAUAAGAGGUGCAGAGAUGAGGUCCUUCUGGACUGAAAGCCAAAAAAGAAAGAAUUUUUUCCUUUCUAUUUUAUUUCCUAAUUAAAAGUGGGAAAGGGAAAAGAAGUCCCUAUUUCCUCUUCCCAGCUUCCUCCUUCCCUGUACAUGCCCCAGCAUUCUGGGGUUAUUUAACAAUAGCAAUAGUUCUAGUGAAUGUGUGAAACCGAGAAACACUCUGUACUGUGUGCGGACCCGCAGUGACGGCCAGUAAAGUGGACUUAACUCCCAAGUGUGUCGCGCCGGACACCGGGCCCUGACCAUGCUGCUUCCGUGUUCAGUCCCUCCCCUGCUUCUCACUUCCUCUCCAUUCUUCUUUCUUCCCCCCCAUUUUCCAGAUUUUCUCUCAUCUAAUAAUGGCAAACUAUUGUGUACGGGUUCUUUCCUCCUAAAUCUUUUUUCCUCUUCAAAGGAAAAAAAGUUCAGAGGUCCCUGUCUUUCUGUCAUCUUCCUGCCAACAGCUAUCCCCUUAAAUGUUGGAUCCUCCUCACAUGCUGAGUUUCCAGCCUUUUCUGAAACUCAGUGGCUGGGGAGAGGGCAGGCAGGCACCCUGGGCCUUCCAGCCUCCUUCCCAAACCUCCCUCUUGGGAACUCCUCAGGGACAACUACUGCUGAGUUUGGGCGCACGUCUGAGAUGGAGGCCAGGUAGCACUUGACUGGCCUCGGAGGGAGAGAAGUUUGUGUGUGUGUGUGUGUGUGUGUGUGUGUGUGUGAGAGAGAGAGAGAGAGAGAGAGAGAGAGAGAGAGAGAGAGAGAGAGAGAUUGAGUUAGCAAGUGUGAGUGACCCUGUUUUGUUUGAUGGGAUCCAUUUAGUUUCCCCAAGUGUCUGUUUUUACUCCCAUCUUUCUCAUUGUUUCAUUCAUCACUUUUUUGUCUUUGGGAAACCACAGGAACUAUUUCCCUAGGGACAAGGUGUGUCUCCCUCUCUCUCCUGGUCAUUUGUAUUCCAGCCUCUUCAAACUGUGCAAUCUUUCAGCAGGAACUCCCACUCCUCUCUGGAGCUUUGAAUCUUAAGCUUUUGCAUGGAGAGGGGUAGAACUGGAUCUUUCCUAACCUAUGCGCAUCUGUGGGUUUAGUUGUGCUUUCCUUCAUCUACUUCAUAUGCUAGACCCCUUCCCCAGCAGCAGAGACCAUGGAGAACAGGAGAGGCAGGGGGAAGGGGUUCUGGGUCUACCACUGCCCUGUGUGACUGUGCCCAAAUUAAGCCCCCAACAUGUGAGAGGAAAGCUGCUAACUCCAGGCUAUAGCCAUGGGCCCCUGGCCCCUGCUUUCCUGCUCAGCAGAGCCCCUCCCAUCAGAGAUUACGGGUACUUGCACUGGGGAGGUGACUGCUGGCUGGCCUAAGCAGAGAGCUUGAGACAUCCAAGAAAUGUUCUCUUGGGGGCAGAGGGUGCCAGGUGAGGUGGAGCAUUCCUUAUACUUCUGGCAGCACUGGAGGGGGUGGGGGCAGUAUAGGGCCUGGGCAGCCCCUUUCUUAUUCCUUUUACAUACCUUCUUCCCCAUGGCCUAUUUCUAAAGUCGCCUUUUUUGUCAGAUAAACCUCAAAACUUUUAAUUUUAUUUGAGAUUUUUUUUUUUUGCUUUUAAAUAAGAGGUGGAUUGAAGACUAUUUGAAUUGACUUUAUAUUAUGCAUAAAUAUUUAUAUUUUAUCUAAAUAACUGCGCCGUAACAAACUUUGUGUUAGAUGUUUGGAACUGUUAAUAGUUGGGGGCUCCUUUUUUUUUUUUCCCCCAUGGCAAUUUUCCCCUGGCAUAAAACAUACUAGAUUAAUUCAUGGUUAGAGGUGAGGUGGAUAAGGGGAAUGAAGUUUCACUUGUUCUUGCUUUGUGUUCCUCUCCCAGCUUCAUCUCUUUCCCUAGGGACCAGACACUCUUAAGGUGGGGUGGAGUCCUAGACUCAUUUUGAGGAAGUGGGGGCUGAAGCAGGGGUAGGGAUAGGGCAUGAUCAAAGGGGUCCAUUUUUUUCCUCAUCUUCACUGCCCCUUGAGCUAGGUGGAUUUUCUCUACUGACAAGAGUAUUUGGUAGCGAAGGCAGGUAAAAAAUGAAGACAACUCACUCCCUGCCCCUUUGUUUCCCCUUCCCAUCAAUCUGGUAACAGCAAGAAACCACACCAUCAACACCAAGUUUCCAUGUUCCUUUUACAACAAAAGGGACUGACUUUUUAUAUAACCAAAUGUGGUGUUUUAGUGACUUUUUGAUAAUGUACAGUUUUUUGUGAAUUUAAAUUUAUUUCUUUCUAUAUUUUUAGGACCAAUCUCAUUUUUAAUAAGGUUAAAAAAAAAAGGAAAAAAAAAAAA
This is a messenger RNA of Castor canadensis (American beaver), 8495 nucleotides long. NCBI's taxonomy places the organism in Eukaryota, Metazoa, Chordata, Mammalia, Rodentia, Castoridae. The record is from RefSeq and is a predicted model, not a curated record.